Molecule: messenger RNA, 2454 nt
Organism: Nyctereutes procyonoides (raccoon dog)
Lineage: Eukaryota; Metazoa; Chordata; Mammalia; Carnivora; Canidae
Product: proline-rich protein 18-like
Exons: 4
Coding region: 1-585 (194 amino acids)
Source: RefSeq, a predicted model, not a curated record
AUGCCGCCGCCGCCGCCGCCGCCGCCGCCGCCGCCGUCUCCGGUGGCCCCGCGCUCGCGCCGCUCCGGCUGCUGCUCUCUCCUGCCGCUGCCGAGGAAACUGACGGCGCUGGAGCGCGGCGGCUGGGCUCGGAGCCCGGAGAGUCAGCUGACGCAGCCCCCCCCGCUCGGCACCCGAGAGAGACCCCUAGCGGAGCCGCCGCGGAGCUGCGCGCGCUCGGGCGGGAGCGGCCGGGAGGGGCGGGAGCGGCCGGGAGGGGCCGGGAGGGGCCGGGAGCGGCCCGCGCCCCCCGCGCCCCCCGCGCGCACAGGUGCGGCGUCCGCGGCUCCUGCGCGCCCCCGCCCCGGGGCUCCGCGGGCCAGCGGGAGAGGCUGGGGCGGCGCGAGGGACCGUGCGGGAUCAGGGCAAGAUGGAAAGAACUGGAAAAGAUGCUUGCCAGAGGUGCUGAGAGGGUUUCACAGGGCUGGCCCCUCCUGCAGGAUGGAGGAUUACAUCAUGUGGAGAAGAGGAGUCACUCCCCAGAGCAGCUGCCAGAAGCCACAGCUUGCCAUGGCUUGGGGCCACUGCCAGCAUUCCACAAGGUGACACACUUUGAGGCUGAGGGAUGUUCUGCUGCAAGAUAUUGAAGACUUCUUUGUCUACACACAUAUCAUACUUAGGAUUGUCCUUUCAGUUCACCUCUUUAAAGAGAGAGAAGUCUUACUCUUUGUGGAUCGUCUUUCCUCCUUCCCGAUGUUUCUAGCAGCCAUGUCCACAAUAGCCAAACUGUGGAAGGAGCCUCGGUGCCCAUCGAAAGAUGAAUGGAUAAAGAAGAUGUGGUUUAUGUAUACAAUGGAAUAUUACUCAGCCAUUAGAAACAACAAAUACCCACCAUUUGCUUCAACGUGGAUGGAACUGGAGGGUAUUAUGCUGAGUGAAGUAAGUCAAUCGGAGAAGGACAAACAGUAAACAAUAAUGAAAUUACAAGAAGUUGGAAGAAUUUAUAAAGAAUUUGGAGCCCUGAAUCCAUUUGGAAACAAGUUGCCAACAUCAUGAUACCUCAGGACCCCAGGAGGCCCCAAUAGACAACAACUCAAGAUGCUCUACCACAGAAACAUCAAAAUCAGGAAACUAACAUUGAUACAUUACUAUCAUCCAUUCUUCCAUCCUGAUUCAAACUUUCCAGUUGUUCCAGCAAUGUCCUUCACAGUGGAAAGAUCCAGCUUAGAAUAAUGCACUACAUUUAACUGGCCUGUCUCUUUAGCCCCUGUAGGUUUAGGAAAGUCUUCAGUCUUUUUCCUUGAAUCUCAUCAACUGGACACUAUUACAGCUUAUGGACCAAUUAUUUUGUGGAUUGUCCUUCAAUUUGGAUAUGUCUUAUUUUACCUUGUGAUAAAAUUAAUGCAUCUUGGGCAGGAACAUCACAAAAGAGAUGCUACUUUCUCCUCAUUGCACCAUGUCUCAGGUGCAGGAUUUUGACCUGUCCAGUUACUGUUAAUGUGUGCCUUGAUACCCAGGUUAAAGUGCUGUCUGGAUACCCAGGUUAAUGUGCACCUUGAUACCCAGGUUUCUUCACAUUGCAGUUACCCUUUCUUCCUUUGUAAAUGAGAAGUAUUGCAUGGUGAGGUACUUUAUUUUUUCAAUUUAUGUAUUUAUUUUACAAAAAUAGAGAGUGUGCAUGCAUGAGUGGGGGAAGGGGAGGAGCAGACAGAGAGGGAGAGAAAAGCAGACUCCUUGCUGAGUGUGGAUUCCAACACGUGGCUCAAUCUCAUGACCCUGAGAUCAUGACCUGAGCUGAAACCAGGAGUUGGAUGCUUAACAGACUGAGGCCCCCCAGGAACCCUUCAUGGUGCUUUAAGACAAUGCAAACACCUCAUUCCUCUUCAAAUUUCAAGUUAUUCACUUACCUUUGAUGUCUUUAUAGGCUCAUGGUCUACUAUUUUAUUUAAUGGACUAAAAUCUACCAGUGUAUUUAGUUUGAUGCUAAAAUUGUGGGAGCCACUUUGUUUCUAUAUUCUUUUGAUGUAGCUCCAUUAUUCUUUGAACAUUUCUCUACUUCCCAGCACAAAAUACCAUUCUCAUCUCAUACUUUCCCUGCCCCAUCUUCGUAUUGGUCAUUAUUCUAAGGAAUCUUGUUCCUUAGAGAAGAGUAUGUAGAAGCCAAGAUUUGGGUUCUAAAUGUGCUCAUUGUUGUUGGAAUGUCACUGCUUCCAGACUCUCAGAGGGCAAAAGUAAGGAAUAUAUAAAUAAUAAAUACACAUGCACAUAUAUAUUUAUUUCUUACUUGAUCUAGACAGUUUGAAAUCCAUACAUUCAUACCAAUACCGUCAAUUUCAAUCCACCACCAUGGAGUUUUCUUUUUUUUUUUUUUUUCCAUUUCAAUAUUUAUAUCUUUCUUCUCCGACAGUGAGGAACCCAGCUCCAAUUAUACGGAAUAUGUUUUCUUAUCUGAUCACAUGCCUGUAUGUAACCAAG